Messenger RNA from Salvia splendens (bonfire salvia), 3038 nucleotides. Its product is annotated as AUGMIN subunit 2. Lineage: Eukaryota; Viridiplantae; Streptophyta; Magnoliopsida; Lamiales; Lamiaceae. Gene Ontology annotation, biological process: microtubule nucleation; spindle assembly; microtubule organizing center organization. The record is from RefSeq and is a predicted model, not a curated record. The transcript is spliced from 6 exons. Bases 2018 to 2734 code for a protein of 238 amino acids. Gene Ontology annotation, cellular component: mitotic spindle microtubule.
GUUUGAUUUUAAACAAAUUUCAAAUAUUAGUAGUUGAUCAUGUUCAUAUUUAAGUCCAUAUAUCUCAAAUUUAUCACAAUUAAAUAUUUUACAUUAUCAACCCAACUUAUUGCGCUAGCCCGAAACUUGAGUUUUAGGGUUAGGACUAAACCUUUAUAACCCAAAAAAUAAUCCAAAUAGCCCACGCCCGAUUGACCCACAACCCCAGUAGGGUCAGCCCAAAACCCUUUGGCCAACCCGAUUAACAUCCCUAGUCUCAUCGAAGAUGACACAUUUCUCAGUCGGUACGAAAUUUUAUGAGUUUAACCUGGUUUAUUAUAGACAUAAAUAACAAAAGAACAUAGAUAGUGAGUUGAAUAUUUUAUUAGUGAGAAAAAAAUAGUUAUGUGUACUAAUUUGAGAGAGAAAGAUACCAAAAAUUAAAAAUGUAACAUCUUGAUAGAAACAAAGGGAGUAGUAUAUAAUUAUUAAUUUAAAAAAUUUAAGAUAAAACUUACUCCAUCAAAUUAUCAAAAGUGAGAAUAGAUUACCAUUAACCUUGGUUAAUGACACAAAUUUUUAAGCAUAUAGUAAAAUAUGUUGGAGAUGGGAAAAAUAUGAUAGAUAUAGUGUUUGUGAAUUAUAAGGAACACAUUACAAAAUGAUGGAUGGUUAAACUGGUCUUAAAAAUCAGCUCAUACUCAUGUUUCCCAAGUACCCAUGAAAUUAUACUCGUUACAAAAUGAUGGAUGGUUAAACUGGUCAAAAUUAUACUCUUGUUAUCAGUUUCGAUGAAGGUUCAAUUAUUAUAUGUUUGCCAGUAAUUAUUUGAAUAGUUGUGGCAGCACCGUGAUGCGAAAGAAGACUAUAGUUUGAAGAAAUAAAUAGAUACUACUAAUUCGAAAAGAUAAUUUCCAAAUCGUUGGGAUUAAAAAUAGUUGACCUCAGAUUGCUGAUGACAUCAAGAGAAUUCAGACGGUAAUUCCAGAUAUAUUGAUAUUUUUAAUCAUCACAGGUCUCACUUUCACUAACCAAUCCAAUAAAAUGAAAUCAAAGCGUCAAAUUGGAAUAAAUGGUUUCAAAUUCGAAAAUGGUUUUGGUCAACAAAUCAUUUUGAAAAAGAAAUGGAAUAAAUGCUUAAAAUCUGGCCUCAGAUAGUCGAUCUAAAACAUCAAGAUAUUUUCAGACGGUAAUUCCAGAUAUAUAAAUAUGUUUCGAUCCUCAUUGACCUCGAUGAAAACAGAAGUUUCAAUCCAAUUUUCCACGCGAAUAAUAAAAUUGAAAAAAAAUUGUAAUCGCACAAAACGGCUCCGUGAACGAACGGUGAAUAUCGAUCCACAGGUUCCUAUCAGGAUACGAAAGAGUUUGAUAUUGGUUCAAUCAUGACAUCGCCGGUCAUAGCCGUUGCUACCGGCGACGUGGCAUCGAACCGUCGGCGCAGGGAAAAUACAAAAGAAAAUAAUGAAAAAACAAAACUUUAAAACCUCACAUAGACAUAGAAUAGGCGGCGGCUAAGGCGCCGCGACCGACCACCGACCGAUUAACGUCACAUAGACAUAGAAUAGGCGGCGGUGGAUGGAAGCGGCGGACGGAGCCAAACGCUGCGUUUUAAAGUGUCAUACGGCACUUCCUAUUAUUCUUGGGAUUUCUUCAUCAUUGGAGUUGAAAAAAAAUAGAGACAAUAUGACAUAGGUGAUGUGAGCUGCUGCUGCUGCGGCGGCGAAAGGGAUAUGAAGAUGGAGAACGAUGUAAUUGAGCUGUGGAGUGGAGCUCGAGAAUUUAAAGGGAAUGGUUUAAGGUUUGGGGUUUUAGGGUUUGAGUUGGUAGAAAGUUGGGAAUUUGCAAAUCAGCCCACACAUUAUGUUUCUUCUACAUAAUAGUCCCUUUCCUUUUAUCAACUUCAAUAUUUUAAAAUUUCAAUACUGAAUUUCAAAUUUCAUGAACUGUGACUCACUCCGAUCCUCCGCCGUCUAAAUCGCCGGCAAUUGUGCCGCCUACGUCCCCGCUCGUACACACACCAACAUACAAGAAACGUGUGAUGUUGAUGUGCGGCGACACCACUUGGGUGGGGGAAAAGCCGCUGAGGAAAGUGGGGGGAAUGUCUGACGCCCUAUCCAUCGCCGCUGAUCUCGGUUUCUCCGUCGCGCCGCCGCCUUCUCAGGAGGAUAUUCAGAAUUUAUCUGGUGCAAAAGGGGAUGAUUUGAUAAGGAUAUUAAGAGAAUUGACUGUUGUACAGAGAAAAAUAGCGGAUCUGCAAGUUGAACUUCAAGGCAGAAAGGAAGACAAGAAUGUGGCUCAUUUGACGCAUGUAAGUGAAAUGGAGAAGAAGAUGGAGACUUUAGCUCGAAUUUCCACUAUUUUGAAAGAUGUUAUUCAGAACAAGGACCGUAUUAUAGCUCGCCUUCAGCAACCUUACUCGUUGGAUUGCAUACCUGUGGAAGCUGAGUUUCAGAAACAAUUUUCAGAAUUGCUAAUGAAGGCAGCAAGUGAUUAUGGGGCCUUAACAGCUUCCGUUGCUGAUAUUCAGUGGAGCCAAAAUUUUAAAGAACCACCUACAGUAUGGGGGGAAAUUCUCCGUCCAAUUCCUGUUGCUUUGGCAUCUUGCACCCGAUUCUUUGAAGCGAUGACUGCAAUGAGGGAGUCAUUCGCCAAACUUCAGACCCUAAGAGUCGGUCAUUCUUCUCACAGAGCGAUGACAGAAUCCGACUGUGUGAUACCUCCAGCAUGGAGAAAUGAAUCAAGUUUGGAUGUUUAAGCGGUUGGAAGGGCAGGUAGUGAAUGACAGGAAGGGGACGCUGCAAGCUGUUGGCUGUGAGGCCAGUGAAGAUGGAACCCUAUAACAGAAGAUUGUGACGGCGCCUCCUUCUGCUAGAAACAGUGGUGCCUGUAUAUAUUAUAAUUCUGCUAACAAUCUGUAUGCUUUUUUCCUUGUUGCUGUGUGAUUUGUAUAGAUGAUAACUUUUUGUGCCAACGAAUGCAGGCCCCGCUUGAAAGAUAGCCGGGUCUAUUUUUUGGUAGCACAUUCUGAACGAGAAUAAAAUGUCACUCUAUCGAUAUUA